AGGGGCGUGGUGUACAUUAAGCACUGCUUCAGUGUUGAAGAAUAGGCUCCGCAUCUUCAAACCAGAGGAUCAUGUCUGAGCUGAGAGGUAAAGUGCAGACGGUGCUGGGUCAAAUAGAGCCCGAUCAACUGGGUCGCACCAUGACCCACGAGCACCUGACCAUGUCCUUUGAGUGCUCCCACGUUCCUCCAGCGCCCGGAGAUGAGGGUCUUUCCCUGGCGCCCAUCGAAAUGAAGCACCUCCACUGGCUGCAGCAGAACCCAUACAGUCACCACGAAAACCUGCUGCUGAAUCAGGAGCUGGAGGCCGUGAAGGAGGAACUGCUGUGCUACCGGAAAGCAGGAGGAGGAACCAUCGUGGAGAACACCACCACGGGCAUCAACCGAAAUCUGCCUGCUCUGAAGCAGCUGGCUAAGGAGACCGGCGUGCACGUGAUCGCAGGAGCCGGUUAUUAUGUGGACGUUACUCAUUCUGAGGAGACCAGAAAGAUGACAGUUGAGAAGCUCACCGAUGUCAUUGUGAGUGAGGUGCUUCAUGGAGCAGACGGCACUGACAUCCGCUGUGGUGUGAUCGGAGAGAUCGGCACAAGUUGGCCAAUCACAGAGAGUGAGAAGAAGGUCUUGCAAGCCACUGCUCAUGCUCAGACUCGGCUCGGCUGUCCCGUCAUCAUCCACCCCGGUCGGGACAAUAAGGCGCCGGUGGAGGUCAUCCGCAUUCUGCAGGAGGCAGGAGGAGACAUCUCGAAAACGGUCAUGUCUCAUCUGGACAGAAGCAUAUAUGAUCACGGAGAGCUGCUGGAGUUUGCGAGAAUGGGAAGCUACCUGGAAUAUGAUCUUUUUGGCACGGAGGUUCUCAAUUACCAGUUCAACCGUAAUGUGGACAUGCCCAGCGACAGCCAGAGGGUCCAGAGCUUGAAAUUCCUGAUCCAGGAAGGUUAUGAAGACCGAAUCCUCAUUGCCCACGACAUCCACACCAAACACCGACUCACCAAGUACGGCGGCCAUGGCUUCUCCCACAUCCUCAAGAACAUAGUUCCCAAAAUGCUGUCCCGAGGCAUCACUCAGAACCAGGUGGACAAGAUACUGAUAGAGAAUCCCAAACGCUGGCUGACGUUCAAAUAAACCAGCUGCUUUCAUGAUCAAUAACAUACCAAAAAAAGAAAAAUCACCUUUUUUUUAUUGUUGUCUACUUGAUUUUGGUGCGA
Molecule: messenger RNA, 1204 nt
Organism: Danio rerio (zebrafish)
Lineage: Eukaryota; Metazoa; Chordata; Actinopteri; Cypriniformes; Danionidae
Gene: pter
Product: phosphotriesterase related
Cellular component (GO): cytosol
Molecular function (GO): aminoacylase activity; N-acetyltaurine hydrolase activity; zinc ion binding
Source: RefSeq, marked validated